This is a messenger RNA of Moesziomyces aphidis, 897 nucleotides long. NCBI's taxonomy places the organism in Eukaryota, Fungi, Basidiomycota, Ustilaginomycetes, Ustilaginales, Ustilaginaceae. The record is from the annotation of a GenBank genome assembly.
AUGACAGCCGUAGCAUCCUCUUCGACCACUGCAGCGUCGGCAGCGGCGCCCUCCUCAUCCGCAUCGCGCCUCGAGCCUCUGCUGCUCGUGGCGCGCUCCACCAAGCCCCGGGGCGCCGCAGCCGCCAAGCUGAUCCACCAGGCCAUCUCCACUCCAGGUGCAUAUUUCUUCAGCGAGCUCUUCGACAUUCCGGGUGUUGCUGAGCUGAUAACUUCUGCCACGGAGUCGGAUGGUCAGCUUCGGGCGGCGUCGUACCUGCUGCAAUUGUUUGCGUACGGAACGUACGAUGACUACCUGCAGCUGCUUCGCGCUGAAGCAAUCGAAGCGGUUUCGGCAGAGGAGGUGCAGAAGCUUCGACAGCUGACGCUUUUGUCACUGGCACGGAAUAGCAAGUCCCUCGCGUAUGGGGACAUGCAUGCUGCGCUGGGUAUUGCCCAUACGCGCGAGCUCGAGGAUCUCAUCAUCGAAUCCGUCUAUGCUGGCCUCAUCACCGGCAGACUUGAUCAGGUCCAAUCGCGAUUCGAGGUACACCAUGUUCAAGGAAGACACGUUGCACCUCCAACGCACACUGUGCUUCCGUCUCUCAGCGGGAACGAGGCAUCGCUACAGCACAUCUUCUCUGCGCUGCAGACAUGGCAGGCCACAACAGCGUCGGUCCUUUCCAGCCUCCAAUCGCGUAUGGACGCCGUCCGCUCCACAGCCGCACAGGCCGAAACAGCCAGAACGGAACACCACCAAGCACUACUGCAGAAUCUUACAAACGCACAACACCAGCUCGAAGCCCAGCAGAAAAAGUCAAAGCCAAAUGCAAUGGACCUCGACGAAGACUCGCGCACUGACGCCAGGAAAAAAUCCACCUCCUCAGCUGCCAGAGGCAACAAACGAUCGCGCGCCUAA